Messenger RNA from Parnassius apollo (apollo), 867 nucleotides. Lineage: Eukaryota; Metazoa; Arthropoda; Insecta; Lepidoptera; Papilionidae. The record is from the annotation of a GenBank genome assembly.
AUGGGCAGCAGCAUCUUCCUGAUAAAAGCAACUGUACGACAAAAAAAAACUGCGGUUGCCAACCCGCUCGCCAAGCGUGGCAACUAUGGCAAUAUACCCAUGAACAAUUACAUAAAUAUACGGCCCCCAGUCCCCGACGGCCCCGCUAUUCCUGGCUACGGUGGCGACCAUGGUAACGGCGGGGCAGGGGGUGCUAAUAAACUCCGGUGGAGAUUCGGUUGCCACCUACGAAGACUCGACCUGGCAACAUUUAACGCACGUACCCUGAGGACUAACGAGAAGAUUCUGAGCGAGCGAGCUGGAAGAAGAGAUAGACAAGUUGCGCUGGAAUAUUAUAGGAUUAUCCGAGGUCCGAAGAGAGGGAAAGGACACGGUGAUUCUCGAAUCCAGCAACUUGUUCUACCACCGGGAGGGCGACCAUCUGUCCCAAAAUCACCAAAGGUCAUACAGGUCUACGCGCCAACGUCGGAACAUCCCGAUGAGGAGGUGAAGGAAAUGUAUGAGGACAUUUCCACAGCCAUGCAUUCCUCCAAAAUUCACUAUACGGUGUUAAUGGGAGACUUCAACGCAAAACUGGGCACAAGAAAGAACGGUGAGCUGAAGGUAGGGAAAUUUGGGAUAGGGCAACGGAACUUAAGGGGCCAGCAGCUGGCCGACUUCAUGGAAAAAGAGGGACUUUUUAUGAUGAACUCUUUCUUCCAGAAGCGGCCCCAGAGAAAAGGGACCUGGUCGAGCCCCGACGGUUCGACAAAAAAUGAGAUUGACUUCAUUAUGACGAGCAGACGCCAACUGUUCAGUGAUGUAUCAGUGAUCGCAGAGGGUGAAAACUGGCAGCGAUCACCGAUCCCUUGGUUAGAGGCACACUGA